This is a messenger RNA of Cutaneotrichosporon oleaginosum, 1666 nucleotides long. The record is from RefSeq and is a predicted model, not a curated record. Lineage: Eukaryota; Fungi; Basidiomycota; Tremellomycetes; Trichosporonales; Trichosporonaceae.
GUUGACUCGCGUCAUCCCGCACAUUUCUCGAUUACUUUGUUACUCAAACAACACACAAUGUCGCCUUCGGAAGACUCGGCGGUCUCGUCCCCCUUCGUGCAGAGCCCCAAGCUCGGCGCUAUGAACGGCACUCCCAAGCCCAACGGAGCUGUGGUCAACGGCCAGCGCAAUGAUUUUCUCUCAGACCGUGCCGCGAGCACCGAGAUCGAUGGCAUCCGCGGUCUUAUGCCGCUUGAGGGUCCCGGCAUCAUCACCUUCCUCGCCGGCCGCCCUAACCCCACCACAUUCCCCUUCGACAGCAUCACGCUGCACAUGAAGCCGCCUCUCGGCGGCGGUGAGAAGCGUGACGUUGAGCUUGACGGCGAGCUUCUCGACGCCGCGAUGCAGUACGGCCCUUCGGCGGGUCUGCCUCAGAUCCGCAAGUGGCUCAGUGACCUUCAGACGCACGUGCACGGGCGUGCGCCGGGAAACUGGGCUGUCUCAAUGGGUUCGGGCUCGCAGGAUCUCAUGAGCAAGGCAUUCCACGCCGUGCUCAACCCCGGCGACCCCAUCCUCAUGGAGACACCCGUUUACUCGGGUGUUCUCCCCACCCUCCGCCUCCUUCAGGCGAAGAUGGUCGAGGUUGAUGUCGAUGACGAGGGCCUCUCGGCCACACGUCUGGAGGAAAUCCUCGCCAACUGGCCCGCCGACCAGAAGCGCCCCCGCGUUAUCUACUCCACCCCCGUCGGUUGCAACCCCUCGGGUUGCUCGGCCAGCAAGCAGCGCAAGCUCGACGUGCUUGCUGUCAUGAAGAAGUACGACCUGCUCAUGAUGGAGGACUACCUCACUCAGAACCUCAUCCCGUCCUACUUUGAGCUCGAGACGCAGGUGUUCCCCGAGGGCGGGCACGUGCUGCGUUUUGACUCGUUCUCCAAGCUCCUCUCGGCCGGUAUCCGCCUUGGCUUCGCCACGGGUCCCAAGGACAUCCUGCACGGCAUCGAUGUCAACACGGCGGGCGCGAACCUGCACACGUCGGCGCUCUCUCAGGCGGUCGCCUUCAAGCUGCUUGAGGCGUGGGGCAUCGAGGGUUUCCUGAGCCACGCGCACUGCGUCGCCGACUUCUACGCGGAGCGCCGCGACAUCUUUGAGGCUGCCGCCAGGAAGCACCUCGACGGCUUGGCCAAGUGGGUCUCGCCUGUCGCGGGCAUGUUCCUGUGGAUCGACAUGUCGCCGGCCGGUAUCACGGACAGCUACAAGCUCAUCCGCAAUGAGGCGUUCGCCAAGGGCGUCCUCGCUGUCCCUGGCCAGGCCUUCUACCCCUCAGGCAGGCCGUCGCCGCACGUCCGUGUCUCGUUCUCGGUCAUCGACCUCGAGACGGAGGCGCCCGAAGGCUUCCGGCGCCUCGCGGAGGCUAUCCACGACAAGCGCCGGGAGCUGGGUCUGGAGUAGGGUGCUGUUCAAAAGGGCAAUGGGUUGUGGAUCUAGACAGGAUUACAUGUUGAUGUAAUUGUUGGACUUUGCAGCGAAUUCGGUGCUGCUUAUGUCAGGAGGCCUCCCAUCAUCCAGACGAUCAUUGAGGAAGCAGCUGAAACAAUCACGCACAGGCAAGCUCCCCUAGUCUUGCUCUAUGUAGACUCCCAAUUAUCAGGGAUUGGAAAACGAUAGUAAUAGUAAGAAAAUGUACGGG